UCGCCGCGCUGAGCGCAAUGGACCGCACCGCCCCGCUGCUGUCUCUGCUGCUGCCUCUGCUGCUGCUUGCUGCUUCCGCAGAGGGCGCGCCCCGGCGCGCAUCGCGCAACUUCGACGGCGCUGCGCGCUGCUUGCUCGACUGCCAGGACCACUGGAGAGUUUGCGCCAAACGCUGCUUGCCGCCACAGCCGCCGACCAACUUGACCAUUCUCGAAGGUGCGUCCCGCUCAGGAGCGCUGUCCCCGCGUCUUCUGCGGCGCGUGUGCCGCGGAGAGGACCUGCUGCGCGUCGCCUGGGACCCUCCCCCAACACAGCUGCCAGCCCCGGACCUCUACCUGGCGCAGGCCACCGACGACCGCAGCCGCCGCGCCACGGCCAACUGGACGCGACACAGGGACGUAAUACUGGACAUGCUGAGUCCGGGCCGCGACUACGUCAUCACGCUGCGGCCACUCUGGCUGGAGCCCGCUGUCGGCCGCCUCUCCAGCGCCGAUGCAGACAUAGACGGCGCUUCCGACGCUACGGUGGCCGUCUUCAGAGACGCAACGCUGCCUGCGAAGCACAACGUGUCGGGCGUGGUGGACGUGCGCACACGUGUGAUAGCGCGACCGGACGGCACCGUCGGCGCCUUCGUCUCCUGGCUACCUGGUGAAGACGCGACCUGUUUCAGCGACAUCUGGCGAGCGCCGCCGGAGGACGUCAGGGUACAUCGCGCCCACGAGCCGCUGUACCUGCCAGAGGAUCAGAGAGGAGGCGGCGCCUGGCUGUCGUACAGGCUGGACGGCCUGUCCUUCGACACUAGGUACGAGCUGCGGGUGAUUCCUCGCGACCGCAACGAGACACGUGAAGGACCCGACCGCCUUGUGGAACUUGUCGUCCCUCCCUGUGUGGACAUCUUCCCAGGCAACACACAAGUUUGUGGCGACAGCGGCACGACCACUCCAGAAGUCACUCCUUUCAUGACUGGCGGCUACCCAGCCCUAAAUGCACCAUUUCCUGACGACAGUCCGGAGCUGCCGCCAUCACUUUCUGCGAGAAGAGCUACUGCCGAAUCGCUGCACACGACACAGCUUAUCAGACUGAAGCGGACGCUCCUGACGCGGCGUGACGAAUCCGCAGGGGCGGCGCCCGCGGUGGGCGGCGCUGGAGGCGCGCCGACAGAGCGCGGGAUGCCGCCGCUGCCGUCGCCCUCGCCGUACGCGCUGGCGGCCGCUGCCCUCGCAGCGCUGGCCAUGGGCGGCGCGGGGGCGGCGUUCACAGCGCGCUGCCUCUCCCGCAGGGUUCGACGGAGGCGCGCCAAGCUCUGCUUCCAGGAACUGGCGGAGAAGGAGCCGGGCCCAGGGUCGGCGGCCGCUUCUGCUUCGACGCCUGUGCCGGAGGAGUGGGAGUCGUCGCUGGACGCAGAGGAAGCCGGCGACGGGUGGGAGGUGUCGGCGGGCCGGCUGCUGCUGGCCGACCAGCUGCUGGGAGAGGGCGCCUUCGGGCUGGUGCGCCGCGGCCUGCUGCGACAGCCCGGCCGGCCGCCGCUGCCCGUCGCCGUCAAGAUGCUCAGGGAUGACCCAUCGCCAGAGGACGUCCGCCAGUUCGAGCGCGAGAUCGAACUGAUGAAGUGCGUGGGCCGGCACCCGCACAUCGUGUCCAUGGUGGGCUGCGUCACCAACCCCACGCGCCUCAUCGUCGAGUACUGCGAACUCGGCGACUUGCUGCACUUCCUGCGCAGGGCCUGGGUAGCAGUGUCACAGAGAGAAUCCUGCUGUGACAAUAAAAUAAAAUAUGCACAGCUUCUUGCAACUCCAGGUACUCCAGAUGGAUACUAUAAUCAGAAUGCAUGUAUUGCCCAUAACCACAUGUAUGACAUGCAAAAUGAACUAAGCUCAAAUGAAGCACAAGAAGAAGACAAUGAAGUUGCUCUGAAGCCCUCAGACCUACUGUCCUUUGCACGGCAGAUUGCAAUGGGUAUGGAAUAUCUUUCAUCAAAUCAUGUGGUACACCGAGAUUUAGCGGCUCGAAAUGUUCUUGUCUGCUCCAACCGUACUGUGAAGAUAUCUGACUUUGGACUAAGCCGUGAUAUUUAUGAGCAGAACAUCUAUCGCAAGACUGGAUCAGGUCGCCUACCAGUGAAGUGGAUGGCCAUUGAAUCACUUGUUCAUCAGAUAUAUACAUCACAGAGUGAUGUGUGGUCAUUUGGUGUACUUCUUUGGGAGAUAGUGACAUUGGGAGCAACACCGUAUCCUGGGACACCAACUGGACGUGUGCUUAGAUUGCUGUGUUCUGGCUAUCGCAUGGAGUGCCCACCAAACUGCAGUCAGGAACUGUAUGAAAUCAUGCUCUGUUGCUGGAAAAUGAAGCCCAAAGAUAGGCCAACAUUUACGUACCUACGGCAGCAGUUAGAUUCACUACUUGAGAAUGCUUCACCACAAGAGUAUUUGAACCUGGAUUCCAUGAUGAACAUUGAGAACCUUCAAACAUCUACAUCUAGUACAGAGAGUCAUGACAGACAAAGUUUUACCGGUGAGAGCAUUCUAAAUGAAUUCCAAGAUCCUGAAAUUCCUAUUGAUUAUCUGGAACCAAUGUACACUGCUGGCUCUCUGCAAGCACAUUCUAUGCCAGCUGUUGGAGUUUAACAGAGACAAAAAUGUUAUACACUCCUGAAAGUAAUUGAAAGAGAGAUGCUGGAAGGUGACAUACACAAGAUAAUAUGGACCCCAGCCUUUGAGAAUUUUAUGCUCCAAGGAGAAGCAAUGGACUACACCUACUGUUUGCAUUAGCAGACUAUGAGCUUUCUUGUCUUCAAUCAUCCCAAAAUGGAUACAUGUGUCUUGAGAGUGAAAUACUUACAUAGGAAAUUUGUAAUGUAAUAAUCCUGUAAAUACUGGGUUUACAGUAUAAAAUGCACAAAAAUACAACUUUGAAGGGGAAACAAUUACUGUGCAAGCAUUUUAUAAUGCAGUUAGUGCAUAAUUCAAUGAAAACUAUAUGCUGACAGGAUUUUUUCUUGAUUUAUAUCUAAAACUAACUUCUGUGUGCUGUCAGCAAAACUAAAGUUAUGACUGUCCAUGUGUAUUACUCUCAGUCAUUUGCUUGUAGCUUGCUUUUCUGAUACAAAUGGACAGUCAGAGGUGGGCAGAAAAGCAACAAGGGUGAACACAAUGAAGGACGUCCACAUACAGCAACUUAGCAUGGUACAUUAAUACCAAUGCUGUCAAUAUUAUUGCACAGUCAAAUUCAAAUGUACUUUAGUUUUUUAUGCAGUAAACAGGUUAAAAUAUAAAAAAGUAUUGUAGAGAAAUAUAUGUUAUUCUGUUCUUGGAACUAUCCUGUCGAAACUGGUUAGCAAUCAAUAAACAACUUAGCAGUUUGGUGGGCAGAUAGUAAAAAUUUCCUGCUUUCACCUUUUACUCUCAAGUACAGCAAAUACUUUUCUGCAUUAUAAGUGUUCACUGCAAAAUAUAUUUAAUCGCACAUUACAUCAAUGACUAAAACUGCAAUUACUUGAUAAAUAUGUAUUAGUUUUUCUUUUAGCCAGAUACAAAGAAUAGAAAUUAAUUGUAAUCAAGUACAUACAUAAUCAACCAGUUCCAUUUGAAAUUUAACAACACAGCUCUCUGCAGUGUUGCACAAUCUGUAUCUGAAAUAACAAUCUGAUCACUGAAAACUGCCAAAUUCUUGUUUGCAGUAAAGUAGAACUAAAGUUUCAAUCAACUAGUGACACUAGUCCAUAAAAAAGGAUAUGAAGGAAAUAGCUACUGGAAAGCACUGCCCACAUAAACAGCAGAUACUAUAUUACAGAUUUGUGCAGAGUUCAAUCAUAAUUUGCUGUACACAGAGUUUGAAACCCACUUAGGUGUAGUUUUCAUAAGCACACUUAUCUACGUAAUCCUACAAAAAAGUUCUGAAAUUUUGCCUCACCUGGUCUGCAUACCAACAUAUGCAUCGCAAUUCUUGUUGCAUGUAUGUUUAUAUACCUCAAACAGAUGAAUCUCCAAAUAUUUUUCUUACUGCAACUAUCAAUUUGACUAGCGUGAAUGAUAAGGAACUGUAACCAAAAGGAAAAAAAGUACAGUAAAGCAGUGACGGAAGAGAGAUUGAGAGAGGUGCUGCAGUCUGAGGCACUGGACUUGUAUUUAAGAAGGGUGGGAUUCAUAUUCUUAUGGAUGGCAUAUUUAGAUUUGCAGAAGUUUCCCUAAAUUUGUUACAGCUAAUUCUAGAGUAGUUCCUUUGAAAAGCAUAUGGUCAGUUACCUCCCUACCUGUAAAAAUAUGAUCAAUGUUUUGACUAAUCUGAAAGAUUUUUCUCAGUUUCAGAUCAUUUUGAGGAAUUUCAUUAUUGUUCGCUUUAGCAAAGAGAUGUAAGAGGUUCAAUAGAUAAAAAUAAUCGGUCUAUAUUUAUAUUACACUUUUUUAAUUAUUUGUCAGUUGCAGUAUUUUAUUUUAUAUGGAUAGGUUCGAAACAGAUAAAAGUGGUAAAUAUUCCACAACACCACCUUUGGGUAGACUGUGAACUGUAUUUUCACCAGUGAUAACAAAAAGGGGUCAGAAUUUUGUGAACGUAUGAAACAAUGUGAUAAUUCUUAAAAUUUAUUCAGUACAAAACUAAUCUAAAAAUUAAAGAAGAAUGUAAAAAUAUAAAAAAAAUGUUUCUCAUUUUAUGUUAAUGAUAAUUCAUCUCUAUCUAAUUAUUCAUAUAAGUUAUAUGUGCUCCUGCCCAAGUUACUAUGGCUACUCAUAAGAUACCAAAAUAUUAGUUUAUGAAAUGUAACUUGCAGAAUUUGAUUUUCUUAGAAAUGAGAAUAAAU
Molecule: messenger RNA, 4795 nt
Organism: Schistocerca serialis cubense
Lineage: Eukaryota; Metazoa; Arthropoda; Insecta; Orthoptera; Acrididae
Product: macrophage colony-stimulating factor 1 receptor-like
Exons: 20
Coding region: 18-2624 (868 amino acids)
Biological process (GO): positive regulation of kinase activity; multicellular organism development; protein phosphorylation
Cellular component (GO): signaling receptor complex
Molecular function (GO): transmembrane receptor protein tyrosine kinase activity; protein binding; ATP binding
Source: RefSeq, a predicted model, not a curated record